Molecule: messenger RNA, 4945 nt
Organism: Pieris brassicae (large cabbage white)
Lineage: Eukaryota; Metazoa; Arthropoda; Insecta; Lepidoptera; Pieridae
Exons: 2
Coding region: 142-2517 (791 amino acids)
Biological process (GO): DNA integration
Molecular function (GO): nucleic acid binding
Source: RefSeq, a predicted model, not a curated record
UUCAUAGAAAACAAGGGUCCGGAGAUUGGGUAUUACUUACCUCAUCAUUGUGUUACCCGGGAACAUUCGGAAACUACAAAGCUGCGUGUUGUAUUCAAUGGAUCAGCAAAGACAUCAACGGGACUUAGUUUAAACGACGUAAUGUAUACAGGUCCCAACCUACAACAAGACUUACAAUCCCUUAUAUUAAAGUGGAGAAGAUUCCGAUAUGUAUACACCGCAGACGUGGAGAAAAUGUUUAGAAAUAUUGACAUUUUUGAGUGCGAUCGGAAAAUGCAAAGAAUUAUUUGGCGAAAUUCACAAGGUCGACCGUUACAGGAAUAUGAAUUGACAACCGUAACGUAUGGCACAAAAGCGGCGCCCUUUUUAGCCAUGAUGACUUUAAAACAGCUAGCUAUGGAUGAAAGACCUCGGUUUCCACGGGCAGCGGAAAUCACAGAGCAGGCAUUUUAUACAGAUGACUUAAUAUAUGGGGCCCAUUCUAUAGAAGAAGGAUGCAGCAUGGUAACGGAGUUACAGGAUUUGUUGCAGUCAGGGGGUUUUACUUUAAGAAAAUGGGCUUCCAAUGAACCAAGAAUACUGAAAGAGAUUUCGGAAAAAAUUAACCGAGAUCAAAACCAGCAAAUAUUUACGUUUAAAGGAGAUCUUAUUUCAAAAACAUUAGGGGUAUACUGGAACCCGAAAGAAGACUGCUUUAUGUUUCAAUCGUCAUUUGAUUUCUCGAAUAAGACGACCAAAAGAGCGCUUCUAUCAGAUAUAUCGAAGCUGUUUGACCCACUGGGUUGGUUAGCUCCUGCAAUUACAGCUAUGAAAAUAAUUUUUCAAGAAGUAUGGAAGCAAAACAUUAAGUGGGAUGAUCAAAUCCCUACUUCUAUUUUGAAAAAAUGGAAGCAAUUUAAAGAAGAAAUAGAACUAAGUAUUUCUAAAAUAAGGAUCCCGAGGUGGUUGCAAACUAGUCCGGACAGCACAUUAGAGCUACAUGGAUUUUGUGAUGCAUCAAAUAAAGCAUAUGCCGCAGUUAUUUACUGUCGAAUAAACAACAAGGUUUCAUUGGUGGCAGCCAAAACAAAAUUGGUACCCGUUAAAGGAAAAAUCUCUAUUCCGAGAGGUGAAUUAUGUGGAGCGGUUUUAUUAACAAAGCUGUUUAAUAAAGUUAAAGCAUGUUUAGGGUAUAAUAAAAUUAAAUGUUACGGUUGGACGGAUUCCAUGGUAACCUUGGGGUGGAUACAGGGACAGCCUGAGAAAUGGAAGCCAUUUGUAAGCAACAGAGUCAAGCAAAUUGUUCAAGAUAUGCCGUCAAACACGUGGCGCUAUGUUAAAUCAGAGGAAAACCCCGCAGACUGCGCCAGUCGUGGUAUUUCCGUCAAACAACUUGAAAUGCACUCUUUAUGGUGGAAUGGUCCAUCAUGGCUUCCUUUAUAUAGGAAUGACAAGGAAACUCAGUCAUAUUUUACGAAGGAAGAAGAAAAAAAUCAAUAUUUAGUUAAUAUAGUACAAGGUACAGAUAACACAGUAAAGGGAAUAAUACAAAACUGCAGUAGUUUCUCACGGGCAAUCAGGAUAGUUGCUUGGAUAUUACGGCUUUUACCAAGAAAUAAGGAUAAAAGGGAACGAUACCUUACAUUAGCUGAAGUCAAGGAAGCGAAACGGAAGAUAAUUCGCAACGUACAAGAAGACGACUUCUUCUAUGAGAUAGAAAAGUUGAGAAGAAAGGAGAGCAUUAAUAAAAGUACACUAAUUGCAUUGAAUCCAUAUCUUGGACAGGAUGGCCUUCUUCGUGUGGGGGGAAGGUUGCGAAAUGCCUUCAUUAGUAAAGACAUGCAACAUCCCAUUAUAAUUUCACAUACUGGUAGGCUGACUGACUUAAUAAUAGACCAAGCGCAUAAGCUUACCUUUCAUGGCGGCCCUCGCCUAACAUUAUCACUUAUCAGACAGAAGUACUGGAUUUUGGGCGGUAAUAGAGCAGUAAAGAGGCAAUUGAGAUUAUGUGUAACAUGUGUUAAAAACAACCCUCGGAUGCAAUAUCAAAUAAUGGGCGACUUGCCCGAAGCUCGGUGUAAUCCGGCGCGACCCUUUAAGCAUACUGGAGUUGACUUCACGGGAUAUAUCCUAAUAAAAAGUAGCAAAGGACGAGGAAUCAAGUGCACAAAAGGUUACAUAGCCGUAUUUAUAUGCAUGGCUACAAAGGCAGUGCAUUUAGAAGUAGUAUCUGAUUUAACCACCUCGGCCUUUCUAGCAGCAUUGAAAAGAAUGGCGGCCCGAAGAGGGACUCCGGAACAUAUUUAUAGUGAUAAUGGCACAAAUUUUAUUGGUGCCAAUCGUGUACUUGACUCCGGGUAUGACGAAUUAAAACGAGUAUUCGCAGAAGAACAAUUUGCCACCACAAUUACGGAUAUGGAAAUAAACUGGCAUUUCAAUGCACCUGCAUGGCCCUCUGCUGGCGGAUUAUGGGAAGCAGCUGUUAAAAGCUUAAAGGCUCAUACAAAGAAGAAGAUCCGGAGGAUAUUAAUUUUCUAACACCAGCUCAUUUCUUAACUGGGGGCCCUACACUUUCAUUAUUGCCCACCGAAAAUGACUUAAGAACGAGAUGGUACUUAGUGGAGAAAACUUUCCAAGACAUAUGGAAGAGGUGGCAAUCGGAAUACUUGCCUACAUUGACAUCUCGAAGUAAAUGGCAAAAACCACGAGAAAACUUAAAAUUACAAGACUUGGUCGCUAUUCACGACGCGAAUAUUCCUCCCGGAAAAUGGGCUAUGGGCAGAGUUGUAGAAUUACAUCCAGGCACUGAUAAUAUCGUCAGAGUAGUUUCGCUAAAGACAAAGAACGGAGUAAUCAAACGGCCAAUUGUCAAAUUAAGUCCCUUGCCAGUGCAGAACAGCAGUAAAGAAGCAGCCGAAAACGAAUCAAACAUAUCUGCAAAACCACGGCCCAUACUACGAAAGGGUCUCGGUAACGUUUUAGCGAUAAUGCUUUCGUUUAUAUUUUUUUUAACAUACGUAUCAGCUACGCAUCCGGAAAAUUAUAAUAUAAGUACAUUCAACAAUAAUAAGGGGUUAUACUUAGACAAAAUAAGUAAUAUGCAAUUAAUUCAGGAAAAAUGGAGAAUCGUUGUCUACUAUGACAUGAAACCCUAUUGGGAAGGUGAAAAGGCAUUCGAACAAUAUUAUAAAACUUUACAAGGCAUGUGUUCUGCCCUCGAUGAAAAAACACAUUGCGAAAUUACUAUGAAUCAAUUACGUCAUAGCUUCGAGGAACUCAAAUACUACGAUCAGGUGUUGCUUACGCAGCACCCGGGCACGCGCUCGAAGCGGCGUCGGCGCGGCCUUAUCAACGGUGUCGGAUACGCGGCACACUCCUUAUUCGGAGUAUUGGACGAAUCAUUCGCUGAACAAUAUCAAAAGGAUAUCUCUUUAGUUAAAGAGAAUGAGCAGCAUUUGGCAAACCUGUGGAAAAAUCAGACAUCAGUUCUGGAAGCGGAGUACAAUCUCAUGAAGCGGUCAGAGGAAGAAAAUUAUAAUUUACGAAAAUUAAUAAAUCGACACGCAAAUGAAGUUAAGAAGGCAAUUACUACUCAAGUCACUGAAAUCAAUAGACUAGAGCGCAUUACUCAGUUUACUCUUGACAGCAUUUCAGCAACAAACGUACUUGCUAAUUUAAGGAAUAUGCAGGAGUAUCUGAUUGACACCAUCACCGAUAUUUACCAUGGUCGAUUUAAUUUUCACCUUAUUUCGUCGGAACAAUUACGCAGGGAAUUAAAUAUAAUAUCCAAUCAUAUUUCAACAGAUCUUUCUUUGCCAAUUAAUAAUAGUCAAAAACAAUUUGGCAAUAUAUAUAAAUUUUUAAGAGUUAAGGCAAGGAUGCUUUAUGAGCAAUUAAUAUUGGAAAUCUCGGUUCCGCUUGUCAGCCGAGAUGAUUUUGAAAUCUAUAAUGUGAUUUCUGUUCCUUAUAAGAGUGACGCACUUACGAUGGUCAAAAUUGUCCCUAUUUCAGAUCUCGUCGCAAUAAACAAAGAAAAAAAUUCAUACAUACAGAUGUCAGAAAAUGAAUUGCUAUCAAGUUGUGAUUAUUAUUCCGAUAUUUAUUAUUGUAACCUACCUAAACUGUUUUAUAAUAUGAAACCAGAAGAUAGCUUAUGUAAGACAGGAAUGAAAAAGCAAUGUCAGGUUGAGAAAAUGCCAUGCGAUAACGAGUGGAUUGACCUGAAUAAAAAGAAUACAUAUUUAUACUUUUGUUGUGAUCGGUGUCCAUUACAUAUUAUGUGUGGCGAUCAAAUUUCUGCAGAACAAUUAAAUACGACUGGAUUAAUAAGCAUAGGUCAUGGUUGCAUGUUACGCAACAAGAAAGGUGUCAUUUAUGCUCAUAACGAGUAUCAGAAUGUGCUCAAGACUGGACCAAUGGUUUAUUCGCCUUAUAUGGAUUCAAUUAAUAAUAUGAUAAAUGUGUCCUUAUCCUCGGAUGUUAUUGAAAAUUCAAAAAACAACUACACAAUUAAUAGUCUUGAUAAAAUAGGCACGGAUCUGGAAGAUAUGCGAAAGGAGGCUCCCAUAAUUAGUAGUGUGACAUUUCACGACGUACAUCAGUAUAUUGCCUUAUACUCUAUUUUGGGCAUCUUCGUCGUGGUAGGAGCGAUUCUAUUGUUGCGGAGGUUUCGUCGAGCAGGUACGGUAGCACCUGUCCAGCAGAUACCAUCUGGCCAAGCAACAAUUCCAAUACAGAAAACAAUUGAUGGGCAGCAGGAGACGUCGAUAGCGGCAUUGGCAGCAGCAGUGGCAGCCAGUCUCGCAAUGGGCUCUACAGAACCCACCCGGGACCGGACUCCGAUAGGUCUUAGUGUUAGUGAUAGUGCCGUGGAUUGGUGUAGGAAGUGUUAGCAUAAGUUUAGAGACUUUAAGUACCUCCUAGAGACUAUUAAGCACGUAAUGGAUUCAUCUUGUAAAGCACUACA